AUGGCUUCCGAUCCUCAUAGGAAGCAGUCUGUCAUUGACGCUUCGCGUGCCGCCAUGGAAUCGCCCCCAGGCAUCGCUGCCUUGUUCGUCAUUCGCUUCGACAUCAGGACCGGAUAUGUGGUCUCGUGGAAACGAACAACACCAGGAAUCGACGUCGAAGGGGUAGUCGAGUACAAGUCGCUGCCUUCCGGGCUGCACAACGUGACGGACGAUUUAGUGUAUUUCGUCCAUGAUCAGUAUGCCGGGAUCAGCUCGUUCCUCAACCAGCCCGCCGCCGAGGCGGAGCGCAAUGCGAAGAUGUUCGCUAUUGGAGUCUUGGUUCCUCUAAGCUCUGGGAGACUCGGAAAGAGCUGGCGACAUGCUCCGCGACUGAGAGAUUUGACAUUGAAAUACGCCACCGACAUGUCAAAUGAACAGCCAUUGUUGGACUAUUGGGAUGCUUUUCAAGCCGGAGGGACCGAUAUUGUUACCGCCGACUCGCCGGUCGAUUCGCCAGUGAGCGUUCGGUUCCGACCGGGCGACAGACCUGACCACUCGUCGCGCAACCGCGCCUUCAGCGAUGCCAUGGCUUUGGAAACGUUAAGGCCGGCCUUGACACCCUUCCAUCCUGCUUCGUCCCUACCUGAUUUCAUCGACCGCUUCGGGCCGUUGGUGUUCCCCUUGUAUAGGGCAGCGCUAUUGCGGAAACGUAUCCUUUUCAUGACCGAAGCACCGGUACAUACACCAUGCAAUUAUGUUUAUGAUCUAUCACUGCUGGCAUCUCUACCAAACUCCCUCCUCCAAGCACUGCCAUCUGGAUACAUUCCACCCAUGCGGCCUCGCCCGCUUUUCAACAUCGGUAUACACGAUAUCCCGUACCUUUCAUCCUUCGAUAUCUCGCGGGACAGUCAAGAUUUCGAAAGAGACCCUAGCUGGAUUGCUUGCUCGACAGAUAGUGUCCUGACGAUGAAGCCUGAGCUUUAUGACGUCCUGGUCACUCUCUCUCCUGCGCAUUUCCAACAUGACGUCGAGGGUGUAUUCCCCCAAAUCACUCUGAUGCACCCUUCAGACAGAAAAUCCAACCCGAAAAACAACUUCCUUCUGAAGGCAACACAACGGGACGCUCGUCGUUACGCAAUGCUACGUAGAGGUCUACGACAUUUUGCCGCUGACCGAGCCUCCCCUGAUGUGUCGGACGAAUCCGACACCGACUCCACCUAUUCAUCGAGCCCGGUCGUUGAGCCGAUCUCAUGGACCCGACUCGCCUACAAUUCUUUCAUUUGGUGGGCUUCCGCCGGCGCAAACCGUGAGGGUCUCUCGGAGGAAGAAGAGGAGCACCAGAUUGAACAAGACGCACGAUUGCUGGCAAGCGUGGAGAGUCUUGCAUAUCCUGCUCCCAACUCCACAGGCCGGCGCUCCUCCCACGCCGAUGAUGCUGGCCAGGAGCCGCCGGAAGUUGCUCUGGUAGCCUACUUCCGCCGCUUGACCACACAGAUCUUCUUCACCCUUGCUGGCGCCAUCGACCGCCACGAUUCUGAAUACCGUGACGAGGACGGCACUGAUCCUUAUCACGACACGCCUUACCUCGAUGACCCCGACAACGAUGAUACCGACCUGUCACUUUCCAUGUCACGACGGUCGAUACACACCGAUGAUGGAAGUAGCCCUCUAUUGCGGCAGCGAUCGCACGCGAGUCACUCUAGCCAUCAUGACUCGAGCUCGAGGCGAGGGGCUUCGGGCAAAGAUGAUCCGAUCAUCAUCACCGUCGCCGACAUGGCGGAGAUGGGACUCGACAUGUGGAGCGCUACAGAUCGAAUCUUUGUCGAAGAACUCGUGUCUCUCUGGUGGGGACGCCCGGCACAUGUGGACAGCGCGCGGAUUCGCUGCUGCGGGAUUUCAAUCUUAUAG
Messenger RNA from Penicillium argentinense, 1887 nucleotides. RefSeq lists its product as uncharacterized. The record is from RefSeq and is a predicted model, not a curated record. Lineage: Eukaryota; Fungi; Ascomycota; Eurotiomycetes; Eurotiales; Aspergillaceae. Gene Ontology annotation, cellular component: lipid droplet. The transcript is spliced from 6 exons. The coding region runs from base 1 to 1887 and encodes 628 amino acids.